CUUGUCCAAAGAGGAUUUUGUGCUUUGGAGUUUCCCCAGGGAGAGGUGGCUUUUGCCUCCAUCACCCACACACAGGCAGCUGGGUUCUUCCCAACGAGUGAUCCCUGCAGCGCCGCCAACACCAAGACUCUAAAGGCAAGAAGCAGAAGUCAAGAGAAAGCCCUCAAAUUCCACCUCAAAACACCCAUUGCUUUGGCUGCAAAGUGAGCCGAGAUGGGGAACAUGGACGGGAAAUCCGUGGAGGAGCUGAGCACCACCGAGUGCCACCAGUGGUAUAAGAAGUUCAUGACGGAGUGUCCUUCGGGCCAGCUCACCCUCUAUGAGUUCAAGCAGUUCUUUGGCUUGAAAAACCUGACUCCUGCUGCCAACAAAUACGUUGAGCAAAUGUUUGAGACGUUUGACUUUAACAAGGACGGCUACAUAGAUUUUAUGGAGUACGUGGCAGCUCUGAGUCUGGUCCUCAAAGGGAAGGUGGAUCAGAAGCUGCGGUGGUACUUCAAGCUCUAUGAUGUGGAUGGGAACGGCUGCAUUGACCGGGGAGAGCUGCUGAACAUCAUCAAGGCUAUUCGAGCCAUCAACCGGUGCAACGAAAAGAUGACGGCUGAGGAAUUCACAAACAUGGUGUUUGACAAAAUCGACAUCAAUGGAGAUGGUGAGCUUUCCCUGGAAGAGUUCAUGGAGGGCGUGCAGAAGGAUGAGGUGCUGCUCGACAUCCUCACCCGCAGCCUGGACCUGACACACAUCGUCCGGUUGAUCCAGAACGAUGGGAAGAACCCGCACGAGCCGCAGCAGGAGGCAGAGGCUGCCCAAUAGGCUCCCGGGAUGCCUUCCCUUCCUCUCUGCUUCCCC
Messenger RNA from Pezoporus occidentalis (night parrot), 849 nucleotides. RefSeq names its product guanylate cyclase activator 1A (gene GUCA1A). The record is from RefSeq and is a predicted model, not a curated record. Gene Ontology annotation, cellular component: photoreceptor inner segment; cone photoreceptor outer segment. Gene Ontology annotation, molecular function: calcium sensitive guanylate cyclase activator activity; calcium ion binding. NCBI's taxonomy places the organism in Eukaryota, Metazoa, Chordata, Aves, Psittaciformes, Psittacidae. Bases 214 to 813 code for a protein of 199 amino acids. The transcript has 4 exons. Gene Ontology annotation, biological process: positive regulation of guanylate cyclase activity; visual perception.